CUCCCCCUCCCCCUCCCCACGCCGUCGCCCGCCAACUGCUCGGCGGAAUGCUGCACGCGCCGCCGCCGCUGGAGGCGGCCGGGUCGCCCGUCGCGCACAGCCGCUGCCUCCUCCGCGACCUCGGCGGCCAUGGCGCGUUGCCGGCCGACCCCUCCACGCUCUACGGCGCCGACGCGGCCACCACCCAGUUCCUCCUCGAGAGGAUUCUGCGGGGGAGCGGCACCGCGCGCCGCCUCGUGACUUCCUCCUCCUCUCCAGGUUCCUCCUCGGUGGGCGCAGCGGACACCGACUCGGGCGAGCCCCAGGACCCGGCGGUGUCCGCCCCUGGCCUCGUUCCGGUCUCAGGCUCCCCGGAUCGCGCCGACCGCACCUCCGCAGCUAGCGGUCCAGGCACUUCGCCCGCCACCGCGCUCAACGAGCCCCUCGAAUCAGCCGAGGAAGUCGCCGCCAGCCGCCUGCCUGCUCUUCUAGGACCGGGAGGUCGCAUACUGAUCGUGGCCAAUCGGCUCCCCGUCACGGCCAAGCGCCUCGAAGACAACCAGUGGGAGUUGGUGACCAGUUCGGGCGGUCUCGUCAGCGCCCUGCAAGGUGUUAAAGAUGUGGAACGGAUGUUUGUCGGCUGGCCUGGCGUCAGCGUCACCGACGAGGACGGCCAAACAUCCAUCAAGAAAGAGCUACUUAAGAAGAGGUGCGUACCUGUGUUCCUGAGUGAGGAGUUAAGGGACCAGUACUACAGCGGGUACUGCAAUAACAUUCUAUGGCCGCUCUUCCAUUACUUGGGGCUUCCACAGGGGUACAAGGUCAAUAAGACAAAAGACUUUAAGUCACAGCUUAAGGCAUAUACUGAGGCAAACAAGAUGUUCGCGGAUACUCUGUGCGAAAUCUCUAAGGAAGGGGAUAUCAUAUGGUGCCAUGACUACCAUUUGAUGUUACUUCCCAAGUUAUUGAAGCAGUCCAACCUGAACAUGAAGGUGGGCUGGUUCCUGCACACACCGUUUCCCUCAUAUGAGGUUUACCAGGCAUUGCCGAACCGCAAAGAGCUGUUGCAGGCUGUGCUUGAAGCUGACUUAGUGGGGUUUCAUACGUACGAGUAUGCAAGGCACUUUGUGAGUGCUUGCACCAGUCUGCUGGGUCUUGAGGGUCGCCUUGGAGGCAUUAAGUUUAAAGGAAGGAUUGUUAAAGUGGAUGCUUUUCCGAUCGGGAUAGACGCUCAGCAUUUUAAAGAAUCUUUGGAUCUUAACGCAGUCAAAGGGGAAAUAACCGAAUUCAAAUCAGUUUUUGCUGGUCCAAAGGUAAUGCUUGGUGUUGAUCGGUUAGACAUGAUUAAAGGACUUCUGCAAAAGUUAUUGGCCUUUGAGAAAUUUCUUGAGGAGAACAAGGGUUGGGAAUCCAAAGUGGUCCUUGUGCAAAUUGCUGUGCCAACUAGAAGUGACGUACCUGAAUAUCAAGAGCUGAAAAGUCAAGUGCAUGAAAUGGUUGGACGUGUAAAUGGAAAAUUUGGAACGUUUAAAACGUACCCUAUUAUAUAUCUGGAUAAAACCGUUGAGUUUGAGGCAUUGUGUGCUCUUUAUGCAAUCACUGAUGUGGCUCUGAUAACAUCACUGAGAGAUGGAAUGAAUCUUGUAAGCUAUGAAUAUGUUGCCUGUCAAGAAUCAAAUAAAGGUGUUCUGAUACUGAGUGAGUUUGCAUGGGCAGCGCAAUCUCUUGGGGCUGGUGCUAUUGUAGUAAACCCAUGGAAUACUGCGGAAGUAGCAGGGGCAAUAAAACAUGCUUUGGAUAUGUUACCUGAUGAAAGGGAGCGACGUCACAAGCAUAAUUAUAAAAUUGUGUCAGCACACACUGCACAAGAGUGGGCAAAAAACUAUGUCUGGCAGCUAAAUGAUGCAGCAAUUAAAGCUCCGUUAGGAACAGGAGAAAGUCUUCUUGGACUCCCUAUUGAAGAAGCAGCUGAACAAUACGCACAAUCCAAAAGUCGGUUACUCAUAUUGGGUUUUAAUGCGACAUUGACUGAACAGGUCCAAUCUUCUGAGAGAAGGGCUACUGACCAAACCGGGAACACGACACUCAAGUUGAACUCUGGGUUGAAGGGAGCCCUGAAAACCCUUUGUGAUAAUGAGCAUACAACUGUCAUUGUUGUCAGUGGUUAUGGCAAAGAUGUUCUCCAUGAAAAUUUUGGAGAAUUUAAAAUGUGGUUGGCGGCAGAGAAUGGGAUGUUUCUACGACUAAAUGGUGAAGAAUGGUUCACCACAUCAUCUGGACAACUGGAAAUUGGCUUCCGUGAUAGCGUAAAGAAAGUUAUGGAAUACUUCACUAAAAGAACCCCGGAGUCUUAUUGUGAACCACGUGAAACAUCAAUUGUGUGGAACUAUGAAUAUGCAGAGGAUCAUUUUGGAACAAAUCAGGCAAAUGAUAUGCUACAGCACUUGGGGGCAUAUUCAUUGUCAAAUCAAAGUGCUGAGGUUGUUCAAGGCAGCCGGUCAAUUGAAGUGCGCCCUGUGGGAGUCACCAAGGGUAAUGCCAUCGAUAAAAUUAUGCAAGAGUUAGGUCACAGGAAAAUCAUAACCACUCCAAUUGAUUAUGUCUUGUGCAUUGGCCACUUCCUUGCGAAGGAUGAAGACGUCUAUACCUUACCCCAAUUUGAUGUUGAACCUGAAUCGGAAAGAAAAGCAAAGGUGUGGCAAGCAGAUAUCAUGAACAUCAAGUUUAACCUGAAACGUGACAAGUACUUCUCGUGCACUGUUGGGAGGGAAUGUUCUCUAGCACGGUACAAGCUCGAGGGAGCUAGUGAAGUCGCCUCCUUACUGCACAAUCUUGCAUCUGCUGACCGAGGAGAACGUGACGACUCUCGUCCCACGAAGAGACAAAAAGAAGAUCAUGAUUCAGGAGCUAUGAGCGAGUAGUGAUUUUGCCUUUUUCUCAUUCAUUGACUCCAAAGGGUACAAAUACUAGAAAAAAGGGUUCUUCACUUUGGUACAGAUACUAGAAGGAACUCUAGGCCAAGCAGAAAAAAGGGUACAUAUACUAGAAGAAAUUGUUUUUUUGGAUCUAAGAACCAAAAGGAGGUUAGAGAAUUCUUCACUUUGGUGGCUGAUCUGCAACCGCACAAGUUUUGAUCGAUGCAUGUAUAGAACGUGAUGCUGUAAAAGCGAGACAUGAUGUCACCAAAGUACGAUUCUUUUGUAGUUGAUUUUAUUCAAUUGAAAAUCGUCUUUGUUUCUUUA
Triticum aestivum (bread wheat) is the source of this 3221-nucleotide messenger RNA. RefSeq names its product probable alpha,alpha-trehalose-phosphate synthase [UDP-forming] 2. Gene Ontology annotation, biological process: trehalose biosynthetic process. Gene Ontology annotation, cellular component: cytosol. NCBI's taxonomy places the organism in Eukaryota, Viridiplantae, Streptophyta, Magnoliopsida, Poales, Poaceae. Bases 48 to 2900 code for a protein of 950 amino acids. Gene Ontology annotation, molecular function: trehalose-phosphatase activity; alpha,alpha-trehalose-phosphate synthase (UDP-forming) activity. The record is from RefSeq and is a predicted model, not a curated record. The transcript has 17 exons.